Cricetulus griseus (Chinese hamster) is the source of this 3100-nucleotide messenger RNA. Lineage: Eukaryota; Metazoa; Chordata; Mammalia; Rodentia; Cricetidae. The record is from RefSeq and is a predicted model, not a curated record.
UGCGCUUCGGCGACGAGGACAUAACUUGGCAAGAUGAGCACUCGGCUCCUUUCUCCUGGGAAACAAGGAGUCAGAUGGAGUUCAGCAUCUCCUCCUUAUCCAUCCAGGAGCCUGGCACAGCCACCAUGACUAGUGAUCCCAGGCCCCUGGCCAAGGCUCCUCAGGGCACACAGGCUGCCAAGCCUGCCCAAAGCAGCAGAUCUUCUAGCCUGGAUGCCCUGGGACCUUCAAGGAAAGAGGAAGAAGCAUCCUUUUGGAAGAUCAAUGCUGAGCGCUCUCGGGAGGGGCCUGAGGCCGAGUUCCAGUCGCUGACACCCAGCCAGAUCAAGUCCAUGGAGAAGGGAGAAAAAGUCAUGGCCGCUUGCUACCGCCAGGAGCCCAUCACAAAAGACAAGGAGGUCAAGGCUAUACCCCAAGAACAACAAACCCUCUCCAGUGUAAGCACAGAGCAAGAGGUGCCCCAGCCUGUGCAAGCCCCUGCCAGCUUGCUGCCCAAGGCCACCCCCAUUGAGUCCCCAGAGAAGUCAUCGCCUCCCGCUGCCCAGCAGGAUGAAGAAGACGAUGCUCUGUUCUCAGAGCCUGUGUUUUCACAGAUCAGCUCAAGUAACACCCUCUUGAAGACGGGCUUUGAUUUUCUGGACAACUGGUAAACAGUGCUACCUGGAAAGACAGCCAAGAGCCCCCAGUGUGGCCCAAGUGGUGUUCAGAGGAGAAGGCAGCUCCGCCUAUGUAUUUUCCUGUUUUCUCUGCUCUUUUCUUAGUCUUUUGGGAACUAGGAAAUAUUGCCAGGGUUUCUUUUUUUUUUCUUUUUCUUUUUCUUUUUUUUUUCUUUCUUUUUUUUGGUAAAACCAAAUAGAUAAAUACACUAUUUUCAAGGAUUUGAUAACAAGUUUUACACUUGGGAUUUUUAAAGACUAAGAAUCCAGUAAAUAAAACUUCUGUUCCCAGCUCCAUCUCACUUAUCCUUCCAAGAAGGUUCUCGGACCAAGUCACAAAAUGUCACAAAGGUGAUGCCCUCUUCUCUUUGCACCCUCUCCAGUCCUUUUCAUGUUGGGGGCUCCCUGGAUGGAUGUGGGCUGCUGGCUGUCACUGUGGAAGAUUCAUCCUUACAAAUGGGCUCUCCUGGUACCCUUCCUUCGCUGAAGCCACAUUUGGUGUUCUUCUCCUCCCCUCCUUCUAGGAAACAGACUGCUGGCAGGUGGCAGGUGCCUCUAAGCCAUCCCGGUGACUUACUCGGAGCUUUGAUUGUUUAGAAGCAGUUGCCUGUUGACAGGUUUUCUAUCCGAUUCUCACUGUUUUAUAUGUAGCUGCAGCAGCUUCCUUGGUUUUGUAGGAGUUUUCUUCUGGAAGUUAUUAUAACUGUCCUGCUAGUGUCCCAGUCCUGGCCACUAUGGGAGUCAGGGUGGUGACAGAGGUGCUGGAGAACAGGGCUCUUCUGAUUCACUGUGUUAGAACCGUCCAGUGUGAGACGGGCAGGCUUGGCCAUUCUUUGCCCCAGUCUGAUCAAGCUGUGUCAUGAAGGCCUCUCCCCGAGACUUGACCACCUUCAAGUGCAAGAGGCCUUCCUGAGGGUUCCAGAAACUUCCCCCUUGCAGCCCUGAGAGUUCACAGCAGCAAGGCUGGGUGAGGAGCAUGCACCUCACCCAGAUACACUGUUCUUUGUCCUCAUGGCUGGCCUGCCAUGGCCUCUGGACCACAUGCAUCUGCAGGAGGUGCCAAGCAGAUCUGUGAGCUCUGGGUGGCAUGGUCUACCCUUCACCGUUGCUCCGUUCUCUUCACCUGAAGCCUUAAUCUCCAUGAGCCCCCUCCUCUGAGCGCCUGGUUUCAGUACUGAAAGGUGUAACCUUCUUAAUGCCUGUGUCGUAGGACUUUCUGAAAUAACUUCUGGAAUAGUCUCUUUGGCCGUGUUUACCAAGGUAAAGCACACAGCAACUAUCCCACCCUUCUCUCCCCUAGGAAAACAUGCCAAAGCUGUACUUAGCCAAUAUUGAUGUGAUACCUGCCAAUUAGCUUAUGUCCUAAACCUCCCUUUGUCCCUUGGUCCCUUGGGUUUGGAUUUGCCUUCCUCUAGCAACAUUUGACCAGUCAUCUUUCCAUAAUGUUGUAGAGCAGUUGAUAGGAGAAGGAUAGAAAAGCUUCUGGCACACAAGGAAAAAAAUAACUUGCAAGCCACCAUUGGCACAGGCAAGCCACCAUUGGCACAGCCCAGACUGGCACUCACUCUUCAGGGGAGUCCAGCACGGCUGCCAUGUGCCCACCCUCCUACCCCCGUGCGGAGGGUUGAUUUGAAGCCUGUGCAUGUUUUCCUUCCCUGUAGGUCUAAGGUUCCUGCUAUUGACAUAGCAGGAAGGAGAAGGCUCGCCCUGGCCACUUGACCAGGGUGAUUAGUCUGCUCUCCGUGCAGACAUUUUCACUUCUUCCCACUUUCUCCUAAUUCCCUUCUAGUUUCUCCAGUGAAAACAUGGAGAGGGGCUGAGUGUAGGCACGGUGUUGUUUCUCAAGGAGGCCUCCCAAGAGCAGGUGGGAAAUCACAGGGAGUCUAGGAGGGAUCCUAAAGGACUCACCUGACCUGGGUCCUUGCACCUGGGCAGGGUCCACACCAAGCUGGCUUCUUGGUCUCCCCCAAGGACUCUGUGGCAGUGCCCAGGAGAUUGGCCAGGUGUUUACCACCUUCUCUUCCUCCGGCAUCCUGAUGAAGUACAUUCAUCAUUUCUCUUACAGUACAUUCUUUGGCUGAAGCCUGUGUAUGAUUUUGGACUCCACCACACACCCAGGCUCAGCAACUGGGAGGCAGCUCCAGGGCUCUGUGUCUUGCUCUUGGUGGCUGUAUUUGACAAAAGCUCUCAGGAACCAAGACUGUGCCUGUUUGGGCUGUCCCUAAAUCCCAGGCCCUCAAGGCUUGGAUGUGCUCCCAUUAGGAACAGGGGAGCGGCCUCCUGGCCAGGUGUGUCCCUCAUGCUAGGGCCAGAAGUGGCCUUCUGUUCUUCACACCACCCUCUCCUUUGAUACAUGUUUUCAAAAUGGUAAAUUCUUAUUGACAGAUUAUAACUUGGUCCUAUUUUGUACUAUUAGCCUUUAAUAAAGCCAUUUUAAAAUGAGA